UCAUGAACUUUAACCUCCCUUGCUUUAUUCCUUCAUACCCUAUUUAAUAAACAGCCUUUGUUUAUGUCCCAUUCUUUUAAUCUUAUCCUUAAUUCAAUUACUAGGUAUAGCUUUAACCAAUUUAAACAUUUAUGCCUUAAAAUGAAUUAAUAUAAUAGCUUCCCCAAGUUGAAAUUCAAGAGCUCAACUAGAGAAGAAUAGAAUAGCCACAAUAAAAAGAAACAGAAAAUUCUUCAUCUACUUCACAUUCAUUGGCUAUAAUGAGUGCCAAAAUUACAGAAGAUAAGCCAAUGUAAAAAUAGGAAAAAAAUUAAAAAUCCUCAAAUCACUUAAACAAUUAGGUUUAAUUUGAAAAAGAGUCAAAGAAUAUAUAAAAGAAUUACGCUAAAGCCAUUGCUAGCUUUGUUUAUAAAAAUAAGUCAUUAGCUUCUAAAAUCUUAGGCAAUCAAGGAGUUGAUGAAUUUAUUUAAUUAACAAAGUUAAUAAAAAACUAGAUCUAAAAUGUUAGUCAUAUUUCUUAAUAUACAAACAAUUAAGAUUUUAUUAAGGCUUUUAGAAUUUUAGGGUAUUAAUAAUAUAUGUAAAUUAUUAUUUAGAAACUAUUUCUUAAAAACCAAAAGUAAUUCUUAUAUAUUCAACUCAAGAAUAUUAAAAAAGAAUAGCCAUCUUAGACAUAAAAAAUUGAUCCACCAUAGUCUUUUAAGAUGUUGA
Paramecium pentaurelia is the source of this 711-nucleotide messenger RNA. The record is from the annotation of a GenBank genome assembly. Lineage: Eukaryota; Ciliophora; Oligohymenophorea; Peniculida; Parameciidae.